This is a messenger RNA of Synchiropus splendidus (mandarinfish), 1580 nucleotides long. Its product is annotated as palmitoyltransferase ZDHHC11-like. Gene Ontology annotation, biological process: protein targeting to membrane; peptidyl-L-cysteine S-palmitoylation. Gene Ontology annotation, cellular component: Golgi apparatus; endoplasmic reticulum. Lineage: Eukaryota; Metazoa; Chordata; Actinopteri; Syngnathiformes; Callionymidae. Gene Ontology annotation, molecular function: protein-cysteine S-palmitoyltransferase activity. The record is from RefSeq and is a predicted model, not a curated record.
ACGCUCGCAAAAGUGUACCAAAUAUUAGCUGCGAAAAUCCACCCUAUUGGAAGGAUGUCAACUUGAAAACCACCUUAAAAAGAAAUUGACGGUGAAAGAAGAGGGAGGUCAUUUAUAGCACACCUUCGUUGGCACUUCAGAGAGCCCGGAGGCGCAUGCGUACUCGCCCUGUAACCAUGGCGCGCCGCUGACCGAGUUGAUGACUGGGAGCUGACUUCUCUGAAGACAAAAUUCGACGUUCUGAAGGACUUUCCUCGCACGUUUUUUCACUGUGACGCUUUUGUGUUGCUAAGUGUUCGCCCGUGAAAGUUUUUUUGUCGAUAUUUGAAAGUCUUCUGACUUGUCUUCAACGCAACAGCAGCACCACGCUGGCCUCAUGCCUCAGAGCAUCAGCGCUGAGCUCAUCCCUGCCAAGGCUCCCAGGAGGAACGGCUGGUCGUGGCCCCUUCAGACCUUCCAGGUGCUCGCCUGGCUCACAUUCUUCUACAUGGCCGUGGUCGGGUUCGGGAUCUACAUUCCACUGCUGCCUCUGCCGUGGAACUACAUCGCAUACUCUCUGACUGGCGUCACAUUCGUCAUUCACCUUCUCACACACGUGGCUGCGACGAGCGUCGACCCGGCUGACGCCAGCGUGAGAGCCAAGGAGAGCUACUCUCAGCCCGUGCCCGCCUUCGACCGCUCGCGGCGCCCUCACGUCAUCCAGGACCUGCACUGUUUCCUGUGCGACGUCAUGGUGUGGGUGUCUGGAGCCGGCGUCGGCCUGGACCCACGAGGCUUACGGUUUCCUUCCUAUUCCCACAGAGGCCGCAAAACAAAGCACUGCAGCGUGUGUAACAAGUGUGUGGAGGAGUUUGACCAUCACUGCAAGUGGCUCAACACCUGCGUGGGCGGAAGGAACUACAGGUACUUCCUCUGGGCUCUGUCCUCGGCCAUAUGUGGGGCGCUUCUGCUCCUCGUCACCAUCCUGUUCGUCUUCGUCCAGCAUCACCUGGACCCGGGGACGUUACGGACACAUCCAAAGUUCCAAGCAGUGUCCGUGAACCAGACCUGGCUGGUGUUCCUACCUUCAGCCCCUCUGAAGACCAGUUCAGCGGCUCUGCUCACGCUAGCCUUCGUCAGCGUCAUGCUGAGCCUGGCCUGCCUGCUGAUGCUGGCUCACCUGCUGUGCUUCCACCUCAUGCUUUUGCACAAAGGCAUGAGCACAUUCGAGUACAUCAAGCUUCACUCGGUCAAAGAAGGACAAAAACGAAACGUAGGAGCGGAAACACCGGGCGCCACAGAGACGACCGACAGACUCCCGAAGAAGGAAGAGCGUUCAGUCAUAUGCGAGCCAGAGCUGUCGCCGCCCGCCAGCCAGGUGUCAGCGGGACUCUGCACCCAGGUGGGAAAUCUCCGAAAAGAGCUGUUUGAGAAGUCGGCCUCUAAAACUGCUGCAGGCGACACCAGCAGCUGGACUCCGGCUUCACACUGGGAUGAUCAACAGGAGUGUGCCAGGUCUGUGGUGCCCGGGGUCCAGGACCCCCUCGGCAGUUCCAUCAUGACUCCGGUGGAUGUGUAGUGGGUGCGGUGCGGUGGAGGCC